Miscanthus lutarioriparius is the source of this 1098-nucleotide messenger RNA. NCBI's taxonomy places the organism in Eukaryota, Viridiplantae, Streptophyta, Magnoliopsida, Poales, Poaceae. The record is from the annotation of a GenBank genome assembly.
AUGUCUUCAAUCAGCACGAGCGGGGGCGGGGGUGGAGACGGAGGGGGAGGGGGAGGCGGAGGCGGAGACGAUUCCGGCAAUCGCGAGGCCGCUCAGACGAGGAUAGGCGCGACCAUCAGAAGGAGCGGGGGCGGUGACGGAGGCGGGGGUGGAGACCGAGGGAGAGGCGGAGGUGGAGGUGCUUCCCUUCGUCGCGAUCCCGCUCAGGGGACGACAAGCGACGCGCUGACCGUAUUCCCUAUUGAAAAACGCAUUGAGGCUUAUGAUGGUGAAAACGAGGAGCUUGACAACUUGGAGGCGUUGUUAUCAGUACGUGAGGAGCCACCUUCUUUGCAAGAAUUUCUGGGAGCCGGGCCUAUUGCUGCAGCAGAUGAAGUGCAGGUUGAGCAGGGUGGGAAUCAGCUUGGUCCAAAUGACUUACAAGCCUGCCUUCGCCAAGGGGAAUGGAACCGUGCGCUCGACAUAUUGACUCAGAUGGUGGGAGAAGGAAGAGCUGCUGCAACUGCCGUGAGCAAUGAUGCACAUCCUCUAGAUAUCACCAGAGCACACCCUGAUCUCGUAAUGCUGCUCCGAGGCCAGGCAUUAUUUGAUUUAAGGGGAAUGGGUAAUGCUAAUCGGGCUCAUGCAUACUACCUCAAUCAUAUUUGUGUGAUCUACCCUGAUGGUUUCAGCUCCGGCAUUGAGUUUGUGGACAAAUUGUUGGUUGAAAUACAUGCAAUGGUUCACAGAGAGGCGCUGCCAAGAAAAUGUCGUUUCAGUGACAAGAACAAAACUCGCCAGUGUGUUAACGACUACCUAAAGAUCUACUUCCCUGCAUUCGGGGAUAUGGAGAUACAAGAUGGAGCGGUACCUGUAGGUCCAUUUGGUGAGAGGCAGGGUAACCAGGUGCGUUGCCUAGUCUGCCACGACUUCAAGAAGAAGAAAUUCAGCGAGAAAAAGCUAUACUAUCACCAGCUAUGUGAUCCGGAAGGAAGACAGGCGCUGUGUCUGGCUUCCACCGAGUACAUACGAAAAAAGAUUCGUGAUUCUCUCGCAAAAAAAGAGGCAGCAACAGCUGCGCAUCCUCCUCCUCUUCAGGAUGGCGCACCGGGACCGUGA